Carassius carassius (crucian carp) is the source of this 903-nucleotide messenger RNA. RefSeq names its product secretion associated, Ras related GTPase 1Ab (gene sar1ab). The coding region runs from base 244 to 840 and encodes 198 amino acids. The record is from RefSeq and is a predicted model, not a curated record. Lineage: Eukaryota; Metazoa; Chordata; Actinopteri; Cypriniformes; Cyprinidae. The transcript has 7 exons. Gene Ontology annotation, molecular function: GTP binding; GTPase activity. Gene Ontology annotation, cellular component: endoplasmic reticulum exit site; COPII vesicle coat. Gene Ontology annotation, biological process: membrane organization; intracellular protein transport; vesicle organization.
AUAGAAAUGAACUUGGCUUGAGUUGCCGUCGUGUGAGUGACAGCUAUGUCUGUAUGCUAUAGGCGUCAAGUGACAAGGUCUUACAACUAGAAAUAGUCUCUUGCUCAUGUUGUGUGUGGGAUCUUGGUUUAUAGCUACGAGGGGAUUUGUGCACUCAUGGAGACAAAACGUUAAAACUUGGGUAAUUUCGCAACGUAGCACCAGCUGUUUUUCACCUGCUUACAGUAGAUUUAGGCUACAAAGAUGUCUUUCAUAUUUGAUUGGCUGUACAGAGGAUUCAGCAGUGUGUUACAAUUAUUAGGACUCUAUAAAAAGUCUGGGAAAUUAGUUUUUCUUGGUUUAGACAAUGCCGGAAAAACAACAUUAUUGCACAUGCUUAAAGAUGAUCGACUUGGGCAGCAUGUUCCAACACUACACCCUACAUCUGAAGAACUGACUAUUGCUGGGAUGACUUUCACAACAUUUGACUUGGGUGGUCAUGCUCAAGCAAGAAGAGUUUGGAGGAAUUAUCUUCCAGCAAUAAAUGGGAUAGUGUAUCUUGUGGACUGUGCUGAUCAUGAACGCCUUCAAGAAGCCAAAACUGAGUUGGAUGCCCUUUUAACUGAUGAAACCAUCUCCAAUGUGCCAAUCCUUAUUUUGGGGAAUAAAAUCGACCGUCCAGAAGCAAUUAGUGAAGAUGUGCUGAGAGGAAUGUUUGGUCUUUAUGGACACACCACAGGAAAGGGGAAUGUAUCACUGAAAGAACUCAACCUGAGGCCAAUGGAAGUCUUUAUGUGCAGUGUGUUGAAGAGACAAGGAUAUGGAGAAGGUUUUAGAUGGCUUUCAGAGUAUAUUGAUUAACUUAUUUAAGGUUUAUUAAUUCAAACCCCAUGUAUUUUUAUUUAUUAAUUGAUUAUUUGUCUU